GCUAAACUUAGUUAUUACAUGAUAAAGACAAUAAACUGAUAGUAACUGAGAUUUCAAAUUUAAACAUAAGUAACUGUCAAUGACAGUCUCGAAACACACUUGCUGAGAAUCAGCUUUUCAUCUUCUGCAUUAAUCAUGACCUUGAAACAACAAGCAACUCCAACAAAUGGCAGAUAGUUGGUAAAGACCUCCACUCUUAUAUUAUUAGAAUCUUUAAUGGACAUCAGCUGGAUCAAUCCUGCAACAAUACCUUGCUGGUGCUUAUUCCAAAGGUGCACAACCCAGAAUCUAUCACUCAGUUUCGGCCAAUAAGCUUGUGCAACGUUGUCUACAAGGUUCUCACCAAACUAAUCGCCAACCGUAUCAAGCCCAUAUUACCUCAUAUUAUUGGUCCGGAACAAAAUAGUUUUGUUCCAGGGAGACAAAUCACGGAUAAUAUCAUUAUGGUUCAAGAGAUCAUCCACUCUAUGGAUAGACUAAAAAGCAAGAGAGGUUUUAUGACAAUUAAAGUGGACUUGGAGAAAGCUUAUGAUAGAAUCAGAUGGAGUUUUGUGGAGGACUCUCUUACUGCUGUUUGGUAUUCCCCAUAAGCUUAUUACCAUAAUAAUGCAAUGUGUUUGCUCAGCCAACAUGAAAGUGUUAUGGAAUUGAUCACAGUCUAGGAGCUUUAAACCGUCUAGAGGCAUUAGAAAAGGUUGUCCACUAUCCCCCUAUAUCUUUGUAUUAUGCAUGGAAAGGCUUGCCCAAACUAUUAAACAAGAAGUCAAUCAGGGGAGGUGGGAAGGAUUCCGAGUGAAAAGAGAUACUCCUAUUUUUUGCAGACGAUCUCAUUCUUUUUACGGAGGCAACAACUUCUCAAAUGGAAGUGGUUCAGAGCACCUUGCAUAGGUUUUGUGAAGCCUCGGGGGAAAAGGUUAACUUAAACAAGACACAAUUGUACUUCUCAGCUAAUGUUAGACAUGAUAUAAGGAUGCAACUUGCUGAUCUGGCAGGCUUCUCAGUAACGACCGAUUUGGAGAAUUAUUUGGGAGUUCCAAUCCUCCAUGCUAAGAGUUCGAGAAAUAAAUUCGACUUUCUCAUUGAAAGAGUCUCACGACACCUCAGUGGAUGGCAGAGUAAACUUUUAUCUCUUGCUGGGAGAAUUACGCUCACAAAGUCGAUUCUUAACACGAUUCCCGCCUUUGUAAUGCAAACCAUCAAGCUUCCUUCAUCGGUUUGUUUGGAAUUGGACCGCAUAAUGCGUCGAUUCAUUUGGGGCUCAACAGAAACGAGGAGGAAGCUAUCCUUGGCAAACUGGGAUUUGGUUAGCUCUCUGAAAAAUUUGGGUGGUCUUGGAAUUCGACCCAUUCAAAGAUUUAACAAGGCUUUCUUGAUGAAGUUGGCCUUCCAAUUUAUUACAAAGCAAGACAGUCUAUGGGUACGCCUUCUGCGAGACAAAUACAUCCCACCUUCAUAUAGAUCUGGCUCUCACCUUCCAGGUCACGACGGCUCCAUCAUUUGGAGGGGGAUUAAAUCGGUUUGGUACUUAACAAGAGGGGGGUGUGCCACACUUAUACGAAACGGUAGAAAUACAGAUUUUUGGAGAGAUAAUUGGGUUGAAGAUGAUAAGCCACUAAUCGAGUACUUGUCAGAAGAAGACCGUCCAUCAAUUAAUCCUGUCAUGGUGGCAGAAUUUGCAAAUGCUGAUGGGAAGUGGAAAUGGGAUAAAUUUGCAUCGCUAUUACCCAAUUCUACUUGCUUAAGAAUAGCCAGCUUACUUCCCCCAAGACAAUCAGCAGAAUCAGAUCGUCUUUAUUGGUGUUCUUCAAGAGAUGGCAAAUGCACCGUCAAAAGUGCUUACAACUCACUUCUGCCGGAUAACAUCACAUCUUCUCACACAAUCUGGUCAGUAAUUUGGAAAUGGGGGGACCCUGAGAGAAUUCGAACUUUUCUGUGGUUGGCCUGCAAUAACAGGUUGUUAACGAAUAUGGCACGUUUCAAACGAAACCUAUCUUCCUCCGGCCAAUGCCCGUUGGGGUGUCCUUCAGAUGAAUCAGUUCUACACGUACUAAGAGAUUGCUCUGUAGCCAAAGUGCUCUGGAACGAUCUAGGUGUGAAAAUGAUCCAAUCGGGGUUUUUUCAAGUCGGAAUACUAGAUUGGUUUGAAAGCAAUUUGCGAUGUACCUAUGUCUUGUCAUCUCUCCCUUGGACAAUUAUCUUUGGGGUUACAUGUUAGUUCCUAUGGAAAUGGCGGAACGAGGCAAUUUUCCAAAACAGAGUAGCACCGGCUAAUUCGGUCCAGCAAUCUCUCGCUUAUGCACGAGAAAUUCAGAUGAGGGACAACGUGGCUACCCUACCGUCUCCAAAAAACCCAGAGCGGAAGCUUGGGGGGUUCUCAUCGGGCUACGGAUGGCAUGGGACAAUGGAUGGAAAAGAGUGAUGAUGGAGGUUGACAAUCAAGCUCUUGUCGAAGCAAUCCACGACAAAGAUCAGAGGAAUACAGUAGAUGGGUUAAUUAUUCAGUCAAUUCAAGAACUUCUCGCGAAACCAUGGGAGAUAACUAUUUCCCACGUCUUCCGUGAAGCCAACACUUGUGCUGAUUACCUUGCCUCUCUAGGCCACAUGUCCCCUCUAGGUGUUACAGUCUGUGAAUCUGUUCCGACAGACGUUUUGCGCAUCCGUUUCACCGGUUGAACUACCCAGGUUGGGUUAACAUUCCAAAUUUUAUGUGUUUAUAUGAUACUUUUUUAGGUUUAUUUCUGCGAUUGUCAUAAAAUAACUAUAUUGUCUGAUUUUGUUCUUUUAAU
This is a messenger RNA of Tarenaya hassleriana, 2786 nucleotides long. Its product is annotated as putative ribonuclease H protein At1g65750. Bases 860 to 2215 code for a protein of 451 amino acids. Lineage: Eukaryota; Viridiplantae; Streptophyta; Magnoliopsida; Brassicales; Cleomaceae. The record is from RefSeq and is a predicted model, not a curated record. The transcript is spliced from 2 exons.